Messenger RNA from Gadus macrocephalus (Pacific cod), 4870 nucleotides. Its product is annotated as E3 ubiquitin-protein ligase CBL-like. The record is from RefSeq and is a predicted model, not a curated record. Bases 473 to 3034 code for a protein of 853 amino acids. Gene Ontology annotation, cellular component: membrane raft; plasma membrane. Lineage: Eukaryota; Metazoa; Chordata; Actinopteri; Gadiformes; Gadidae. The transcript has 15 exons. Gene Ontology annotation, biological process: cell surface receptor signaling pathway; negative regulation of epidermal growth factor-activated receptor activity. Gene Ontology annotation, molecular function: ubiquitin protein ligase activity; calcium ion binding; receptor tyrosine kinase binding.
AGAUUGGGCGCAAUUUCUCGCCCAAUCUGGCAACACUGUUAGUGGAUGACAAGUCCAGAUAUCCACCGGAGAAGACCGGAGAAACGGCACGGCGAUAGACUCGCCCUUGUUAUCAAGGCUCUCAUCUCUUCCGUGUUGGCAGUCAUUGUAACACACCGGUCGUCAUUCAUGCGCUUAUGGAUCCGAAAAUAAACUGCUUCAAAAAGGGGUGGUCCUCCGUGGUGUAGAGGAGUCGAGAGAGCAUUUUAAAGGUUAGCUCGUUAGCCUAGCAUCCAUCGCAUCCAGCUGAACCGAUCCCUUCGUCGGCGAGCAGCUCGGUCGUCAGAGGACCUACAGGGUAUGGUCGGUCACAAUACACUGCUGAGAAUGUGCAGCAGAGUCCACCACUGCUCGGAGUGAAAUACGUGUCCAGAAUUAACAUUCGCUGACGAACCAGAAGCCCCGGGGCUGACCCCCGGUAGGCGACCGAAGCAUGGCCGGGAACCCUAGGAGGGGCGCAGGGCUGAUCGGGCUGAUGAAGGACGCCUUCCAGCCCCACCAGCAGCCGCUGCAGCCCCACCAGCCGCCCGUGGUCGACAAGAAAAUGGUCGAGAAAUGCUGGAAACUAAUGGACAAGGUGGUCCGCCUGUGCCAGAACCCCAAGGUUGCGUUGAAGAACAGCCCGCCGUACAUUUUGGACCUGCUGCCUGACACCUACCAGCACCUGCGCACCAUACUGUCGCGCUACGAGGGCAAGAUGGAGGUGCUCGGGGAAAAUGAGUAUUUCCGUGUGGUGAUUGAGAACUUGACCAACAAGAUCAAGCAGACCAUCAGCCUGUUCAAGGAAGCCAAGGAGAGGAUGUACGAGGAAAACUCUCAGCCAAGACGCAACCUGACCAAGCUGUCUCUGAUCUUCAGUCACAUGCUGGCCGAGCUGAAGGCCAUCUUCCCCAACGGCCUCUUCCAGGGCGACAACUUCCGCAUCACCAAAGCAGACGCUGCAGACUUCUGGAGACGCUCCUUUGGGGACAAGACCAUUGUGCCCUGGAGGACCUUCAGACAGGCCCUGCAUGAGUUCCAUCCCAUCAGCUCCGGGCUGGAAGCCAUGGCCCUCAAGUCCACCAUCGACCUCACCUUCAACGACUACAUCUCUGUGUUCGAGUUUGACAUCUUCACAAGGCUGUUCCAGCCAUGGGCAUCUCUAUUAAGGAACUGGAACAGUCUAGCUGUUACACACUCCGGCUACAUGGCCUUCCUUACCUACGAUGAAGUCAAGGCCAGACUGCAUCGCUUCAUACACAAACCGGGCAGCUACAUCUUCAGGCUGAGCUGUACCCGUCUGGGCCAGUGGGCCAUCGGCUACGUGACGGCCGACGGGAACAUCCUGCAGACCAUCCCCCACAACAAACCCCUCUUCCAGGCCCUCAUCGACGGCUACAGGGAGGGCUUCUACUUGUUCCCAGAUGGCCGAGCCCAGAACCCAGACCUCACUGGACUGUGCGAGCCCUCCCCACAGGACCACAUCAAAGUCACCCAGGAGCAGUACGAGCUCUACUGCGAGAUGGGCUCCACCUUCCAGCUGUGCAAGAUCUGCGCAGAGAACGACAAAGACGUGAAGAUUGAGCCAUGCAGCCACCUCAUGUGCACCUCCUGCCUCACUGCCUGGCAGGAGUCCGAAGGGCAGGGCUGCCCGUUCUGCCGCUGUGAGAUCAAGGGGACCGAGCCCAUCGUGGUGGACCCCUUCCGGCCAAAGCCCAACGGGGCUUCCUUCGCCGGCUUCCAGGGGCCCUGCAGGGCUGAGGGCAACGAAGAGGACGAGGACGACCGCCUGGAGGACCAGCACCUGGUCAUGAGCAGGCUGGCGUGCUCCAAGGUAGAGCGUCCGUCCUCCCCAGUGUCUCCACUCCCCCCUGUGCCCCCCCGACUGGAUCUCCUACAGCAGAGGCCCACCACUGUGGGGCCGAUGGGUCUGGGGGCGACCGCUAAGGUCCUGGCUCCACACAGGGACAAGCCCCUCCCCCUGCCCCCAGCCCUGCGUGAGCUCCCCCCGCCUCCUCCCCCCGAGCGCCCCUCUCCGGCCCCCCCCUCGCAGGACGUCCGGCUCCAGAGGAGGCCGCUGCCCUCCACCCCGGACCAGCCCAGCUGGGCGGCCAACUACAUGGUCCCCCGGCCCGUAUCCAAGGCCCCGCUGGCCCCCGGCGCCCCGCCUCCUCCGCAGACCAACGGGGCCGAGGCCUCCAAGGCCCCCGCCGCCGCCGCCGCCGCCGCCACCAACAUCAUCUACUGCCAGGCCACCAGGCCCUUCCAGGCGGCGGCGGUCAGCGAGGACAUGGUAUCCCCCGAGGGGGAGGAGAACGAGUACAUGAGCCCCACCUCCCUACCGGCCUCUGGGGCCCCGUGGGUCAUACCGGGGGCCCUGGUCCCCCCUCCGCCCUCGGCUCAGGCGUCCCGCCACAACGACCUCGGCCCCAUGACGUGUGAAGACUUGGACGACCCCCAGGUGUACGAGUCCAUGUGUAACAUCCAGGACCAGGUGGCCGAGGCCGCGGCACCGGCCCUCGACUCUGAGCGUCCCCGCCACUCCCCCGUGGCGCCCCAGGACAAGCCGGCGGAGGCGGAGGGCGUGUACGAGUACGACUACCCCCGGCCCAUGGCCCCGCCCGCCCCCGCCCGACGCACACUCUCGGACAUCUCCGGCAGCUCGCCGGCCUUCAGCAGCCUGAGCCUGGACCGCUCGGGGGCCCUGGAGCCCUCCUUGUUCGCAGCGGGCUCGGACCUGGAGCGCCCCCCCAAGCCCCUCCCGCGCCGGACCAACUCGGACCGCUGGGGGCGGCCCCUGAACCCAGAGGUGCCUCCGGGGUACAUGGCCCCCGCCACGCCCUCUCCCCCCGCCGCCGGCGCCAUCAGCGGGGAGAUCGAGGGCCUGAUGUCCCAGGGCUACUCCUUCCAGGACAUCCAGAAGGCCCUGAUGAUCGCCCAGAACAACCUGGAGACCGCCAAGAACAUCCUGCGCGAGUUUGUCUCCGUGCCCUCGGCCGCGCACGUCGCCACGUAGCAAAGCCGCCCCCCCCCCCCCACCACCCCCGCCUCCCACCACCGACCCUCAGCCCUCUACACGCUCUCUCUCUCACUCUCGCCAUCUCUCUCUCGCCGCGCACACUCCAGUGUUCUUUGUGUGUCUGUCCGUCUGUCUGUCUGUACACGCCGUGCCAUUACAGUAGAUUGCAUUGAACCACUUUAAGCACUUUGCUGAAUGUCCAGAUAUACAUGCCAAAAGGUUAGGGGGAGGCCGACGCCCACACUGCUGAGUUUCUUGGAACUGAACCAAAAUGCACAAUUGUGAUUGGUUCAAAUCCACGAUGUGAUUCACCACAGAUGGUACAGUCUCUGAGGUUUAAGUGUUGGGUGACUCUUGAAGUGUCUUAAGGAAGGUCUUGUCGGUUUGGGUCGUACCAUUCCUGAGGCGGGGGGUUGCAGCACGAUGGCGACGUGUCUUAGCGACGUUUUGCCAAGCUGCAGGUUUAAGUCGAGGCAGCACAAACUGUUACAAACGGAGUAUAUAUUUCCAGUUGUUGUGUCUUACAGCCGGCAGCUUCAGUCUUGAACAGGCUUAUUGAGAAAAGUGUGUUAAAACAAAUAUUUAUCUGACCACCAGGUUGUUUUGAACUCAUGGGAGUUUUCAUGUGGAAUUAGUGUGGUCUGUGCUUCAGCUGACUGUGAUUGGUAUCGCUGAUCUCAGCGUGUCGUCACGUGUUGGGACGACGUAAUUUCAUGCGACCGAUCCUUUCCUAGCUCCUAAUCAUUGCCUUGGUGAUGUUCAAAAAAUAUAUAUAAAAUGAGUCAAAAAAGCAUCUAGUACAUUCUGGAAGUGUAUUCAGUGUAGUGCUAACCGUGGCUGGAGUCUUAAUUUUAAGCUCGUAAUUACCUUGUUUUAUUUUUCUAAAAUCAUGUUACUUUUUCACCAUUAACCGUGGUCUUACUGAAAUUAAUUCUGUGAAUAGCUUAUUUAUAUACGAUGAUUUUUAUUUCUGCCGAAUGAAAACGUCUCUCUGGGAACCCCAUGUAUAUUCCACUCUUUUUGGGAGCUGGAGAAGAGGAGUCUUGAUCCCGGGACUGAGGUACCCGGAGCUACGCGGUGCACAGUACUAGUAACGCGCCCCGGGGGCACGGGAGGCCCUCGGCCCGACGGAGUCCCACACCAAAAGCAUUUAAAACACAAAGUGUCAUUUGGAGUGUCGGCAGGCACUUCUGUGUGCGCUUGCACAGAAUAAUUGCCAUAUGUUUUGCCUUAAGUCAGGCUCAAAUGGUACUGGUGGAAUUAUUGUAUGGACAUUUUAAAGAGUGAGCAAACGUUGAAGUUCAACCGCAAGGAAACGGUGGCAACUCUCGUAGAAUACGGUGUUGUGGCGCUGUUCCUCGCGUUGAGUUUUUAGUUUUUUUGGGGGGUUUGCUUGUGCUUAAAUGAAAUAACCUUGAUAGUGCCGUUUUAAUGUGAAAACCCCCCUGCGAGGGCAGAUUUGUAAUGAUAGUGCAAUUAACAUGUGUUUUUACCAGUACUAUAUGACGUCUUGUGUGAGGACAAUAGUGCAAGCUAUUGCUGUCACACGGUCGACCUGCUCAUGGUUACUGCAGAAGUUACUGGUGGUCUUUAAGUGUGGCUGUUAAAUACUUUGAUAAUAUCCACUUGUAGGAAUACAUGUUUGUUUUAGAAAUCAUUAUUAACCUUGGAUAAUUUGUUUUUUUCAUACUUGCCUACUAAAAAAGCUUUUUUGUCAUUGCAUAUGUAAAGAUUUUAUUUAUUGAUUCUUUUUUUAAUAUCAGCAUUUAUUGUGUUCUCAUGUGUUCAUGCCGAAGCCAUUAAGAUUUUUAAUUAAACAGUAUUUUUCGUUAA